UACAUUCUUUUCCCCUCACCUUUUUCUCUCCUCCCCUCCCCUCCUCUCCCAUUUUGUCCUACCUUUUCCUCUUUUAUUGAUAGCCUCUUUUAUACCUUGUAUUAUUACCACUAUAAUGUUCCCCUUGGCCUUUUUUUGUCCCCUGCUUUCUGCCCCCUCCCUUCCCUGCUUUACCUUUUGUCUUUCUCAUCUCUACCUAUUUACAUCCUCCCUGACAUCCUGCCACACUUUUAGCUUCUCUCAUUCCUUGGAGUCUCAGCUACAACCAAAAACUCAGCAUUUUUUAAUUUGAUAAUUUAUCUGGCAAUGGUGGGGUUGACCGGAGGAUGCUCUGAACCACAACUGAGGAAACCAUAAUCUUGAAAUGUGUCAGGGUGUUGAAACAAAAGGAGCACCAAGUGAAGGAGAAAAAAUCACCUUAGUUUGCAGCUAUUUGUGUCUUUAGCUCUUAAUAAUACACAGGUAUUUUGAAAUGUUUGCAAUCUGCAAAGAUAGGAAAGAAUAUUCCAACUAGCUUUAAAUUCAAAGGAAGAAAUUUGCAGCACAUGAAGGAUUUGGAGAAUUGUGAACCAUAAAUAAAAGGAGAAUUUCAUUUUGCUACUAUUCAUUUACACAGUUUCCAAGGGCUUUCAGCACAUUUCUGCAUUGCAACGUGGAAAAGGGCAUUUGGCAAUAACAUAGGCGUGCAGGUUUUUAGCAGUGUUGGUCUAAGGACAUAGGCAGGCAAGGUUCUUUGGGCGAAUCUGAUACCUUUUCUGAUGCUGGCCGUUCUGAAGCAAAGCUGCAGCAUGCAGAGGGUUAACAAGCCCUUUGGAGGAAAUGCAUGCUCCUGCAGAGCAAUAAAAUUUCAGUCACAGCUGGGGAGAGGAAGCAGUUUCUGGUCACUCUUCUACCUGUCACCAGCUGCUUUUUGCUGCACAACCAAAGACAACAACAUGCUGGAUAAGACCGCGCUGCUGGCCGCUGUCACCAUUUUGGGAGUCCUGGAGCAAGCCUAUUUCGCUCUGCAGGUGAUCUCUGCCCGGCGGAAGUACAAGGUCUCCCCGCCAUGCGUGACGGGCCCCCCUGAAUUUGAGAGAGUCUUCAGAGCUCAGAUAAACUGCUCUGAAUACUUCCCCAUCUUUGUCUCUGUCCUGUGGGUGGCUGGAGUCUUCUUCCAUCAAGGGGCGGCUGCAGCCUGUGGGCUCCUCUACCUGUACUCCCGGUACCAGUAUUUCAGGGGCUAUGCCCUGGCUGCUCAUGCAAGAUUGGGUCCCAUGCACUUCAGCGCAAGAGUCCUAUGGAUUCUGAUUGGUAUGGCCAUAGUGGGGCUCCUCAUCCACUUCCUGUCUCUCCGCCCACUAAUACUGAGAGAGGAUCUUCUGAGCAAACUGCACCGCUUCCAGGGGUAAAUUGUACCCGAAGCCUGAGCAAGACCAAGCGAGGGCAGCGCUCGCUUCACAAAAUGUGCGAAGAGCAGGAGGGUGCUGUGGCUGACGGGCUGUAAGAUACCUUAGCUUGCGCUGAGCUGCGUGUUCUGUGCAGUCAAAUGCCUUAAUAAAAGGGGGACAGUAGUCCUGUGAGUUCAGACGCUCCACCUCAGAAGCGGUUUCAGUUCUAGGUAAGGUGCUGUGCUCCACCUCAUCCCUGGCUUAGCUUUCAGAGUCCCCCCUCCCCUCUACAGCAUGAACAUGGAUGCAGAAAAGCACAAGGGAGAGAAAAGGCCUGACAUGUAAGUGAGCAGAUACUUUCCUCUUUCCUCUCCCAGAGCACGUGCACCCGCUGCAGUCAGGGUAGAACACUUGGCCACCCAGAAUCAGGUUGGGUAAAUGAGAGGGUGUAAAAGGGUACAGGAAAUCUGAGUGCAAGGGACUCUUUCCAGCAGGCACCUGUAGUUCAAGGAGUGUGUUACCACACGCUGCUUCUCUAGACAAACAUGGACUCCAGGCUGAUGCUUGCAGCAGCUCGUACCAUCCAACCUGACUGUCCAAGGUGGAUUUACACUAAAAUUGCCAUUUUUCUGAGGUCCCCUGGGUAAUGCAGACAAGACAGUGGACCCACAAAGAGGCUGGAGGUCCAAGUCAUGCAGUUACUUGGGAUGGGAAUAGGAGGAGCAACGGCUGUUCCUGCAGGAUCAGAACUAGCUUGUUGACUGCAGACAAGUCCCCAGGAAAGGCAGUACUUACCCCCUGCUAGAGCUGCCACAGGCUCUUUCACUCUUCAGAGGAUCCGAAAGGGUGUCAGGGAAGACUUGUUACGUUAAGUGAUCUGGAUUAAGGCAUGCAUUUGGCCAUAGCUGAAGGUGUGGCUUAACCAAGUGUGUCAUGUACCUGCUGGUGCUUGGCAGGACUGCAA
Molecule: messenger RNA, 2334 nt
Organism: Alligator sinensis (Chinese alligator)
Lineage: Eukaryota; Metazoa; Chordata; Crocodylia; Alligatoridae
Product: leukotriene C4 synthase
Exons: 5
Coding region: 759-1391 (210 amino acids)
Biological process (GO): leukotriene biosynthetic process
Cellular component (GO): membrane; nuclear envelope; endoplasmic reticulum
Molecular function (GO): enzyme activator activity; leukotriene-C4 synthase activity; glutathione peroxidase activity
Source: RefSeq, a predicted model, not a curated record